Molecule: messenger RNA, 2024 nt
Organism: Musa acuminata AAA Group (dessert banana)
Lineage: Eukaryota; Viridiplantae; Streptophyta; Magnoliopsida; Zingiberales; Musaceae
Exons: 2
Coding region: 795-1772 (325 amino acids)
Cellular component (GO): plasma membrane
Source: RefSeq, a predicted model, not a curated record
CAUCAUAGCAUAUAUUAGUUACAAGACACACAAUGAACCUAAAAAGAUGAAUAUGACUUGAUUCCAAGGUUAGAUUGAUGUGAAGUCCAAAGCAGAACUAAGCCGAUCAUUAGGAAGAACACCAGGUUCUCUGGGUGUGUGUGUAUGAGACAAGCACACAGGGCUAACGUGACAAAUGGAUGCUGGCUGAAGUAGGGAAAUGGUGAUUCCAAGUUCCAAGAUGUGUCAUUAAGCUUCGACGAGACUGAGAGGUGACAAAAGCCCUCCAACUAAGCGGGUGGCGGCAACGGGCUGAAGCCCGCAAGGAGGCACGGCUGCUUCGGCGGUGUGCUCCUUAGAGCCGGUCCACGGGUUCGGGUGGGUUUACUGCUGUGUGUCACGGCAUCAUUUCCAGAGCACUUGGCCGUUGAUUGCGUCUGUUCUCGAGCUUGUGCGUCGAAGAAGUGUAAGCCGGCGGGCAUGCAGCGCUGCCACCGCAGCACACACGUGCACGGGCGCCAGCCACGUACUCGCUUUCCACGCACCGCUCCGCCGCAAGGCGCUCUCAGCAGCAGCGACCAGCUCGCGCACCGUCCCCGAAGCCCCCUUCCUCUCCCUAUCCUCUCCGCAGGCCAUGUGGAGCCCCCCCACCCCGAUGAGUCCCGCCUUCGCCGCCCUUCUUUUACCACGACUCUCUAUCUCUCUCCGCGUGUGCGUCUGUGUUCUAUUUAAAUCCCUAUAACUGCACUCACGCCCAUCUCACCCAUCUGUCUUUUAGUUUCCACACGUCGGUUUCACAGAAAUACCUGCAUGCGAUGGCUUCACACGAAGCCAUGACGAAGGUCAUGGUGGGGAGGACGACGGAGUUCCGAAAGGGCACCGACACCGAGCUGCUCGCCCUCCACAGCAGCUCCGCCGAGCUGCUGCUCCUUUGUGGGGAGCGGUUCGACGCCGUGCAGGCCUUCCGCACAGGGCGGCUCUCCUUGCACAUGAUCAGAGCGAAGGGGAACCCCGUUUGCAUGGUGAGUUGCACGGUGGGGGAUCACCAGUGGAUGCUGGCCAAGGACUCGCUCGUCCUCCGUGUUGACCCUCGCAGGUAUGUCUUCGCCAUGCCCGGCUUCUGCUACGGACUUGCAUUGCUGGGCUCUGGUUCGGACCAUGAGUGCAGGACGCUGGAAGAGAUCCUUGCGAGGUUUUGUGCUUACCGAGACAUUGCAGCCGAGGAAGGAGCUGAUAUAUGGGCUCAUGCCUAUGACGAGAUGACGAAGCUCGCCACCAUCGCCGCCGCCGCCGCCGCCAUCGACACCACCACCGGCGGGGCCAGACGGCCAUCAACUGCCACAGGCAUCGCCUCUUCCGAAUCAGAGAAAUGGAAGAAGAUCCAGCGGGCAGUGAGGACGUCGGCCAUGGUCAAGCUGCUCUCCCGGUCCCUCCUCACCGGUGCGCUCGACCCCAGAAAGCACCUCGACCUGACCGCCGGCAAUAACCUCCCGAGCAUGCGGGUUAUAGGAGACCUUGCGGAGGUGAUCGAGACAGGGCGGCGACCACCCGCGGUGGACGGGCGGAACUCCUUUUGGUAUGUGAAUGGUGAGGGGAUAAGGCUGCUGCUCGCGAUCCUCUCGGCGUGCGGAGCCGCCGAGCGGAGGAAGCGACCACGCCUGGAGACUCUCAGAGAGGAGUCCGAGUGGGCGAGCGAAGGCAAUGCAGGUGAUGAGGGAGGUGGAGUCAGCAGCAGUGGUUCAAGGUGCCUUAGUAAAGAGGUGAGGUUAGAGAGAGAGAACGACGACCAAUGAAACAAUGUCCAAAGUCAUAUGUUCUCCUAUCUUGACAUAAUUUUAGCAGCUCGAUGUUCUCUUCUUCCUCCUAAAGUAAGAAAGUAAGGAUGAUAAGUGAUUGACGAGGGGGAGAAGGCGGGAGGACGCUCCAAUGGUGAGGCUCAAUGUUGCGUCUUCCCCGCCCACAGGAAACGGAGGAUAACUACUGCUCCUCUGUUAAUCGUUUUGUAAAAGUGGAGAACUAAAGUAAUAAUUUAAAUGAAUGGGACU